AUGAUCGACAGUCUCAUGUCGAUCCAGGCUUACAACACCGGCAAACAUGUGGAGAUAUCCCCCCUGGGCCCUCUACAGCGUCUCGGCGGUAAACAUGUGGACCCAAUGCCUCUCAAGAAGUACAUACCGCAUACUGAGGCAGCGACGGGUGUAACGCCUUUCCACCAACUUGUGCAAGAUAGAUUGGCAGGCACAAAGGCCAACACCGUCUUUGUUAAUACCAAUUUGCAACGGCGCGAGACCAAGGAUGACUUGAUGCAGCUCUUACAGGAGCAUAUCGAGAGAAAUGUCGUCAAAAUCGGGAAGCGCUUCUAUCGCCAGAAGACUGGUAUACCACAGGGCUCGGUUUUAUCGAGCAUCUUGUGCAACUUCUUCUACGCUCAACUGGAACGCGAUGUGCUUGGAUUUGUGCUUGAUGAAGAUUCAUUGCUUCUUCGUCUGCUUGACGAUUUCCUCUUGAUCAGUAUCAACGAAGAGUAUGCUCAGCGCUUCGUACGCGUUAUGCACAAAGGCCACCCGGAAUACGGCGUGGUGAUAAAGCCUUCAAAGUCGAUGGCAAACUUCGAUGUCACGACAGAAGAAGGAGACUGGAUAGCGACAAGCGGCUCAGAUGGUAAAUUCCCGUAUUGCGGCGUCUGUAUCGAUACGACGACGCUGGAAGUCAGCAAGAAAACGGAACGCCUUACAAAGGCCGGUAGGUGGCAUUGCGCGCACAAUGUCUAUUUGCGGCUUCAGAUGCUAACCGCACCAGGUGUUGAGGACUCUUUGACUGUAGAUCUGACCAAAAUGCCUGGCCAAACGUUCCAUCGCAAAGCUCUCAAGUAA
Alternaria viburni is the source of this 825-nucleotide messenger RNA. RefSeq lists its product as uncharacterized. Gene Ontology annotation, molecular function: telomerase RNA binding; telomeric repeat DNA binding. Gene Ontology annotation, biological process: telomere maintenance via telomerase. Bases 1 to 825 code for a protein of 274 amino acids. Gene Ontology annotation, cellular component: telomerase catalytic core complex. The transcript has a single exon. The record is from RefSeq and is a predicted model, not a curated record. Lineage: Eukaryota; Fungi; Ascomycota; Dothideomycetes; Pleosporales; Pleosporaceae.